Messenger RNA from Pecten maximus, 1548 nucleotides. RefSeq lists its product as uncharacterized. The transcript has 7 exons. Bases 1 to 1293 code for a protein of 430 amino acids. NCBI's taxonomy places the organism in Eukaryota, Metazoa, Mollusca, Bivalvia, Pectinida, Pectinidae. The record is from RefSeq and is a predicted model, not a curated record.
AUGAGCAAUGCUUUGCCUGUCGUCAGCGUGUUGAUGAGCUAUGCUUUGCCUGUCGGUAGAGUGUUGAUGAGCUAUGCUUUGCCUGUCGUUUUCACCCUGUGCUCAGGAGAGGAAUAUUGUGGGGAUUACCUUGUAUCUGGUCCCCAGGGAGUCCCGGACUCGGCCUUGUCUGCGUCAUCAUUUGAUGAUUUCAACGGUUUACAUCAAAAUCCUGCCUGUGGUCGUCUGUACAUGUACGAAGAAAGGUCGUCAAGCGAGUGUUCUGCACCUAAUGCAGCAGCAUGGUGUGGCAAAGUAGGGGACACAUACCCCUAUAUACAGGUGAAAUUUAAUGAUGUCAAAAAGAUUGCUGGUGUGGCUCUUCAACGGCGUAAAGUACCUUAUUUGACAAAUCACGAUGUUAGCACAUAUCAGGUUUUGGUCAGUGCAGACGGUGAUGAUUGGGAGUAUGUGUCGUCAGAGGGCGUCGAUCAGACGUUUUAUGGUCCGACAGACGCCGCGGAGGACACAAUAACGCACAGCGUCUUUAGCUCACCUGUAUUAGCUCGGUAUGUCCGUAUCAAACCCAUGAGCUGGACUAAACCACCACCUUAUCCACCCUGUCUGAGAUUUGAUGUUAUCGGAUGUGCCCAGGUACAAGAUACCGGAAAGCGACGAUUUGCUUACCUCCCUUUGCCAGCUGGAUCCAUCCAUGAGAGCGAUAUGAUAAAGGAAGAACAUGCAAAUGAUCUUCGGGAAUGUAGCAUCCGGUGUCAUCGUGACGUCACGUGUCGCUCGUUCUCCUACAGCGACACAUACAGCCAGUGUAAGACAUACAACGUCAACAAGUACACUCGGUUGGAGUCAGGAGUGGACGAGAAGAUUUCGGACAAACCCAAUCUCUACUACUUUGACAUGACUUCAAUAGACCUGCAUAUGAUAAUUGAUCCAGAAACUCGGAUUAUUUACAAGGUUAUUACCCAGCGGCACAACAAGGAGGAAGCUAUGUUAGCUUGUGCCAACUUCGAGAUGAGACUACUAGUAGUCAACUCUCAAGAAAAACUCGACCUCCUAUAUCGGGUGAAGUCAUCUAGUCUGGCCCUCGGCACGUCAUUGAGGGUGAAUGGAGGAUGGUAUGCGUUUGAAGGAGUGGCCGGUUGGUGGGACGGAGGAAAUCCACCUCGGCCUGUUAAGAAGGAACUGGUGAGAUGGAACACCGCGAUAGAGACCGAAGCUGAUUGCUUACUUUACAAUAGAAAUGAACUCAGAAGGAACAAGUGUUCAAAAACGCAAUUCUCGAUCUGUGAGAUAUGACUUAAUUGACACAAUCUGACAUAAUUAUGACAGUAUAUUUCUAUUAUUUAUGUGUUAUCAAUAACACAAACAUAUUUGCAUAAUUUCUUUGUAUAAAUUGGCAGCUGGGUCGCCAUUUGCCCACUUCUUAUAUAAACAUAUACAUGUACCUGUAUUUACAUGUGCCUUUCCCCUUUUGUUACCUGUGUCACCUUAGCAACCUCAGGCCGGUGUCUGAUACUUUUUCUUGUGAUGGUAUUACAUUUUAAUCAAAAU